AUGGACUCGCCUGUCUUCCAUGUCGGACAUGUUCCAAACCAACACAUUCCAGUCGGUGCCGUUCGCCCUAGAAACGAGGCAGAUCUGCUUUGGGCGAUCAAGGGCGCUGGUACCAACUUUGGCAUCGUGAUCAACGUGACGUUCCGAGUUUACACUGCCCCCAUCUACCUUACGCGGAACUGGGUUGUCCCGCUAGACGACACCGCCAAUGCACGAUCUAGGCUCCGCGAGUUUGAUGAGAGUGUCGCGAAGAAGCUUGAGCGCAAUUGUUCUGCUGACGCAUAUCUCUACUACGACAGAGACAAGCUGCAACUGGGCGUGGCCACGAUUGAGACCUUUACGUCAGUCGACGAUGUGGAAGCGCCUGCAGUCAUCGUAAACGGCGCAAGUGGUUCGGAGAGUGAGUACAAGAUAGUGGAUGGAUCGGGCCUGUUCGAGACAGAAAUGUACGUGUCUCAAAUGCAUGGUGGACAUGCCGGCGGCAAGACUUCAGCAUACAAGCGGUGCAUUUUUCUCAAAAACAUUGGGAAGGAACAUAUCGCUAGCCGGCUUGUGAAGUCCAUGGAUAGUCGCCCAACACCAUUCUGCUACUUUCAUUUGUUACACGGCGGUGGAGCGGUUAGCGACAUCGCAGCCGAUGCCACUGCAUUUGGAUGUCGAGAUUGGGAUUUCGCCUGCGUGAUCACUGGUGUGUGGCCCCGUGAUCAAGAUGACACGGAGUUGUCAGGAUCUGUGAUUCAGUGGGUCUACGAUGUCGCUGGAGAUUUGCUACCUCUAGGCUGCGGAGCGUAUGGCGCUGACCUUGGGCCUGAUCCAAGAGACGCAACACUGGCAGCUAAAGCCUUCGGACCAAACCUGCGGCGGUUGAUUCAGCUCAAAAGCGAUGCCGAUCCGAAGAAUGUGCUGGCAUAUACUUGUCCAUUUCCACGAGUGUCGGUACCAAAGCUCAUCAUUCUUGUCACGGGUGAAAGCUGCGCUGGGAAAGACUAUUGUGCGAACGUUUGGGCUUCUACGAUCAGCAAAGCCAUUACCCAUCUUUCGGCACGCACAGUCAGUAUCAGCGAUGCAACAAAGCGAGAGUACGCAGCUGUCCACAAUGCUGACAUCAAACUCUUACUUGAAGAUCGCGAUUACAAAGAGCUACAUCGGCCGAGAUUGACAGCUUUCUAUCGAAAGCAGGUACAACAGCGACCAAGCCUUCCAGAGGAGCAUUUUUGGGAUGUGGUGCAUGAUUCUGUUGGUAUCGACGUACUGCUAAUUACCGGCAUGAGAGAUGAAGCACCUGUUCCGAUAUUCUCGCCUCUUGUGGCCGAUAGCAGGCUGAUUGAGGUUCGCAUACAGUCAACCCUAGAGACGCAGCGUGCGCGUGGAGGAGUCGAAAAACCCGAGAGCUAUGAUCUCCGCGCGGAAGAGACAGUCAGAAAUUACCGCCCCAGUCUCACCUUCCACAAUGACGCAGCUGGCAGUCAGGCAGCAGAUAAGUUCGCUAAAGACCACUUGCUCUUUUUUCUUCAUCCUGAGUUGGAGGUACUAGCCUCUAUGAUAUGUUCAGUGCCUGGUUUUCCUCGUCCAAAAAUCAGCUUCCGCCAUGUCCUCGGCAUCUCCCAGCACCUUGGAGGUCUGGAAUUGUGUACGAAUCAGCUCCAACAGCACUUCAGCGGUGAUUGGGAAAAAGUAGGCGCCAUUGCGUGCUGUGAAGCCGGCGGCUACGUCUUUGCGUCGCCAUUGGCAUUGCGUACUAAAGUACCCCUACGGCUGAUUCGAAAAGCGGGAAAACUUCCUCCACCCUGUAUUUCUGUUACAAAGGCUGCAUCACAUAUCUCGAAGAUCCAAGAAGAAGAAAAGAUUGAGAUGGAGCGAGAUGCGUUUGCAGAUGGCAGGAAUGUAGUGGUUGUGGAUGAUGUGCUUGCUACAGGGGAGACUCUUUGUGCAGUGUUGGGACUGUUAGAGAAGGCUGGUGUGAGUAAAAAGGAGAUUAGUGUUAUGGUUGUUGCCGAGUUUCCAUUUCAUCGUGGCCGGGACUUGUUGCGGCGAAGAGGGUUUGGUAAUGUUUGUGUUCAAAGCCUUUUGGUUUUUGGUGGUGCUUGA
Molecule: messenger RNA, 2088 nt
Organism: Plenodomus lingam JN3
Lineage: Eukaryota; Fungi; Ascomycota; Dothideomycetes; Pleosporales; Leptosphaeriaceae
Source: RefSeq, a predicted model, not a curated record